Schizosaccharomyces octosporus yFS286 is the source of this 1115-nucleotide messenger RNA. RefSeq names its product ribosomal protein subunit L16. The coding region runs from base 268 to 921 and encodes 217 amino acids. Gene Ontology annotation, cellular component: mitochondrial large ribosomal subunit; ribosome. Gene Ontology annotation, biological process: translation. The record is from RefSeq and is a predicted model, not a curated record. Gene Ontology annotation, molecular function: rRNA binding; structural constituent of ribosome. NCBI's taxonomy places the organism in Eukaryota, Fungi, Ascomycota, Schizosaccharomycetes, Schizosaccharomycetales, Schizosaccharomycetaceae. The transcript has a single exon.
UGAUCAUUCACACUACAGUAAAGCGUUCCUCACGCUGAAACAACGCCGACAACGCCGUAUAGCGCUGGAAAUUGGCAUUUUUCUUGUUACCGUUUUUCCCUUUAAAAAUAUUAAAAGUUUUUAAUUCAAUUUCAUUACUAGUUUUUGUUCAUUUGGCAAAAUUUAAGAACAAGACAGCUAGUCCAAACCAGGUCGCGUUUAGGAAAUUAUUAUUUUUUUUUGUUAUCCUAUUGGAAAAUUAAUAUUUGUUUUUAAAGAAAAUUCAACAUGAAAUUCUUCUCUCCUACAACGAUCAGUACUUCGAAUCUUAUGACCCGGUUUCUGCCUUUCUGCCAUUCAACUUUGCGGUUCAGUACAUCCAGUUUUAACCCAUCAUAUGUUGGUAAACAAUCAAUUGUACUCCCUAAGGAUGUGCAAAUCCAGCUAAGAAAGCAAGUACUAGAGGUUUCCGGACCCAAUGGUCAAUUGCAGCAAAACUUUCCCAAAUAUCUCCGUUUAAAGCAAGAAAAUGACUCUAUUAGAAUUGAAAUUGCUUCCAAAUCUAAGGAUGAGUUAUCAAAAAAGCAGUUGGCUAUGUGGGGAACAACCCGUGCUUUGCUUGGAAACAAUGUGAAAGGUGUAACUGAGCCCUGGCAAUCUCUAGUAAAGCUUGUCGGUGUUGGUUAUCGAGCUUCUAUUGAAGGAAAUAAUAUACUCUUGAAGGUAGGAUAUGCAAAUGCUGUCUCAGUUCAAAUACCACCAGAAGUUCAAGUCGAAAAUCCUUCUCCCACUAGUUUGGUAUUAAGCGGCAUCGAUAAACAAAAAGUAACGCAACUUGCCGCUAAAAUUCGAUCUUUCAAGAAACCCGAACCAUACAAAGGAAAGGGUAUUUAUGUUGAUGGUGAGAGUAUCCAACUCAAGAAUAAACGAAACAUUUCAUAAGCAUGAGCUGCAGAGUUAUUUUUACGGGAAAUCUUUUAUCUACUUUACAUCACCAAAAAAAAUUUAGAUUAAAAUCGUCGUCUUGAAAGUGCCCGUGCUUUAUUUUACGUUUCGUAAUUUCCGUCACCUUCAUUUUACUUAUGUCUCAAGCUUUUUCCCCUUUCAAUAUUCAUUUUUACUUUUUUAUUUACAUU